AUGUCUCGCUCUUCAUUUGAACUUCUUCCUCGCCACUCUAUAGAUGAUAGCUCAGAUGAGCUUGAAGAUCGCGUCACCCUUCUCCCAAAACCCCCAGAUCAUAUCCAUCCCAUGACCUCCAACCGACUCCUGAGGAUAAGGCGCUUGGCAAAAUAUUACGCCCGGCAGGGACAUUCAGUAAUAUCCUUUAUUGAAAAGCCAUUCAAAACCACUUGCAACUGCCAGAAGAGAUCCUUCCGAUGCGUCUUUAGAGUCAUCUUAUUGCUAGUAGGAACAUUUAUUUUACUGUCAGCACUAGAAGCAUUAUUAUAUCCUUCGUACCAGACUCCACCCGAGCACUAUCAAGAGCUGCGGCGAAAAAUCGAUGCUUCAAAGGAUUCCGGUAGAGGAAAUCCAAAUAAUGAGAAGAUUUUCAUUGCGGCCAACAUUAUCAACGCGAGCUUGAUCCGAGGACCAUGGGGCCGCUCAGUGUUAGAAUUGAUUGAUAUACUUGGAGAAGAAAACGUAUUUAUAAGCAUAUAUGAGAAUGACAGUGGCAAUGGGACGCGGGAUGCCCUCCGUCACUUUCAAGAAAAACUGCCAUGUAACUUUUCUGUAGCCACAGGUGGCCAUAUCCCUUUAUCAGAACUUCCCGCCAUAACAACACCAUCAGGGGAAAAUCGAACGAAGCGAAUAGCAUACCUUGCCGAAGUACGAAAUCGCGCUCUUAGACCCUUGAACCUCAAAUACACCCCCCAUCCGCAUGAGGUGGGCUUUCACCAUGCAACCAUGAAGUUUGACCGCAUUUUGUUUCUUAAUGAUAUAUAUUUCUCCCCAACUGAUGCUGCUCAAUUGCUCUUCUCAACAAAUCAAAACAAAUAUAGAGCUGCCUGCGCUAUUGAUUUCACUUCCAAUGUAAUGUUUUAUGACUCUUUCGUGGUCCGUGAUACCAAUGGUUAUGGUAUGGGCCUGAUGUUCUUCCCAUGGUUUCCACCAACAGGCAGUGCACAGAGUCGAAAUGCUGUUCUUGCUGAGAGUGAUGCUGUGCCGGUUCGCAGCUGCUGGGGUGGCAUGGUAUCUUUUGAUGCUGUGCAAUUCCAAAACAUGUCAACAAAGUAUUCUCCCAGUAUAAAAUCCCGCUUUCGUCACGAGCCCGAGCCUUUCUGGGAAGGAGCCGAGUGCUGUCUAAUAUUUGCGGACUUGGAAGAUGCUUAUGGUGAACCAAAUGGCAAACAAGGGUCUGGUGUAUUUGUCAAUCCUUACAUCAGGGUAGCAUAUACCUGGAACACAUGGCACUGGCUUGGCUUUUUUCAGAGAUUUGAACGGAUAUUUCACAAUUUACAGUGGAUUGUCAGUAAAAUUGGCUAUCCAGAAUAUAAUCCCCGCCGGUUAGACAGACCAGGUCAGCUUGUGAAGCAGAAGGUAUGGAAGAACCAUGAAAUAGGACAUGGGGGGUCAUUUCAGACGGUUGAAAGGACAGCUUCGCCGGGAGGAUUCUGCGGACAGAGACGCAUGUUUCUUAUGAAGCGUGAUCUAGAACUGGCUAAUACGCGAGGAGAAAAGAAUUGGGAGAAAUUAGCUGUGCCAUGGUGGUAA
Molecule: messenger RNA, 1575 nt
Organism: Ophidiomyces ophidiicola
Lineage: Eukaryota; Fungi; Ascomycota; Eurotiomycetes; Onygenales; Onygenaceae
Exons: 2
Coding region: 1-1575 (524 amino acids)
Source: RefSeq, a predicted model, not a curated record